CGGAUUUGCGGUUGAAUUGUUUACCUUUACGUCCUUAUUAGUUAUUGCCUCAUUUUCAUCUUUUUUUCAACCGAUCAAGUUGUAAUUUCAGUCGGAAGUCUUGUCAUCAUCCUUUUAGAUGAAUCCUUCAAGUGAUUUGUAACAUUGUAACCGUCCAGUUUAUCCAUCCCGAUGAAAGACUGCUCCGUUUCAAGUGCUAUCUUUUUGAGCACGUCAAGUGAUGUGUGCCCGUGCAUUGAUUCUCAGAAUUAGUUUCCAGUUCUGUGAAAAGCCAUGGCCACCAGGUGGAGUAGCGAAUAUAUUAUCGCCGAGCAUAAGGAUAUGCAGGCAAAUGCAAUGGCUGUGGAUAGUUCUGGUACAUACGUUCUGCUUGCAGGGCGUCGUUACUUAGCAAUAAAAAAUUUAAAUGACCCGACUGACAAUCUUAGGAAAUUCCCUCGUCAAAGUAAAUUUGAUGUUGGCACGGCAGAAUGGAACCUCACUUCACCAAAUAAGCACUUAUGUGCUAUUUCUACAAACCAAAGAAUAGAAAUCCUCUCAUGGCAACAGACAGGUGAACUUAGUCUCUAUUUAACACUUCAGUGGCACACACGGGUCGUGACAGCUUUAAAUUGGCACCACUCUGAUCCUAAUCUCCUUGCAAGUUGUUCCAUAGACACGUUCACCCAUCUCUGGGAUAUUCGCGAGUCCCGAAAACCGGCUAUAUCACUAUCAGCAGUCUCUGGAGCAACGCAAGUCAAAUGGAAUAGAAUAUCAAGGCACCUUCUAGCAACAGCUCACAAUGGAGAUGUCAAAAUUUGGGAUCAGAGAAAAGGCACUGCUCCUGUUCAGUAUAUAGCUGCCCAUCUUGCAAAUAUUCAUGCCCUCGAUUGGAGUCCAAGUACUGAAAAUCAGCUUGCCACCUCUAGUCAAGACUGCACGGUCAAAUUCUUUGAUACGACUAGCCCUAGAAGAGCUGAAACAAUUAUCACAGCAUCAUCACCGGUUUGGCGUGCUAGAUAUACACCAUUUGGUCAUGGACUGUUGAUGGUGGUUGUACCUCCGAUGCGUCGAGGUGAAAAUAGUCUUCUUCUGUGGAAUCUCAAUAAUCCAUCAGUACCUGUGCAUACAUUCGUUGGACAUACGGAUGUUAUUUUGGAGUUUGAAUGGCGCAAAACUCUAAAAGAAAACACCGAUUAUCAGUUAAUAACUUGGUCGAAGGAUCAAACUCUCAGGAUAUGGCAAAUAGAGCCCUUUUUGCAAGAGCUGUGUGGACACCAGUGUGAUUCUGAACCUACUUUGAGCUCGGCAGAUGAAUCAGAAAUUAUGUCCAAUGGCACCACAAUCGUGGAGGAAGUGAAUGGCGUUCUGACAGGCAGCGAUUGCUCAAGUUUAGAGGUAUCGUCGGACAAAUUUUCUGAUGAUCAGGAGCCGUCUAUCAAAUAUUCUCAUCAGCCGAAAACUCUGCAACAAGAAUUUUCUCUAGUCAGUGUGAAUAGCAAUAAUAUUCAAUUCGAAAAGAUGGACGUAAUCAAUAGGUAUUGUGCUCUCACAGCCGUUUUCUAUAGUCACAUAGUCGAAUUAUUGAUCUCAUUUCCUCCCUCGUAUCCUUUUGAUGCUGCUCCUGUUUUUCAACUGGGACCUGCAACUAAUAUAGAUAAUAUUAAUAAGACAAAGAUUUUAAAAGUGUUAAAAUUAACAGCAAUUCAACGAGUGAAGAAGAAUAGGACAUGUUUAGAACCCUGUCUUCGACAGCUCGUUUCAACUUUAGAAACAAUCUAUCAAAACGAAGAGAAUGAUAAGAAUACCAUGAAAUCUGUCAUAUCUUCAAUGGAGCGGCAGAAUAUUUUUAGCAGUUUUCAGGAUGCAUUUGUUCCUUUUCCUCGUACUUCUGGUGCUAAAUUUUGUAAUGUCGGGAUUCUAGUGUGCUUUUGUAGACCUUCCACUGCUAAGAAAAUGUCAUCCAAACCAGAGUCCCUCACACCGCGUGCUCUUUCCGCUCUUGGUGGUUUCAAUCCUCCUUCUUUACUGCAGGCAGGAAAUACUUUGUCAGCGUACUAUUUUCAGGAUAGGAAGACAAAACCUCCCAUCAGAUUACGAAACUUACAUGUGAAUAGGAGAGGAGUCCCUGGAAUAACAACUUCUCCAGUUAAGAUGAUAAAGUUUGCUGUGCAUGUUUACGAUGUCUCAGCUCUGUUUUUAGCCAACCGGCAACUGGCAGAACGUUACGUUCUGGAUAAUCAUGAUAUAGUUUCAAUGUGCCAGCGGAAUGCCCAAGCGGCUGCAUCUGUCGGUCGUAGAGACUUAGUCCAAAUGUGGACCCUAGCAUCUUUAGCCUCAACGCCCCCUAUGCAAUCAAAUGACUCCUUGGAUGAUGAACCUCCAUGGAGUGCUCACCCGUUCACCCGAAACAUGAUUCAUUCCUUGAUUAGUCACUAUAGUCAACAGCAUGAUGUUCAAACUGCAGCAAUGUUGUGUUGUGCUUUUGGAACCAAAACAGAACAUCAAGAUUCUAAAAUUCAUCAUCCUCAUAAGUCAUCUCAUUCUGGAGGAGGGUCCUCAUAUCACACUGUUCAUCAAGCAGAUAUGACCUUAGAAGGAUGGACGAGCAAUCCUAAAAAACAAAAUCGCUCUAAUUCCUGGUCAGAAUCAUUAGAUGAUCUUCUCAUGCUGCAGAAUAUCGUCGAGCAUAGAGAAGUAUCAGAAACUGAUGGCGGUGAAAAAUUCAGGAUUUUAGAAGACAGUAAUUCCAGGCUGUAUGAUGAGUAUAAAAAAGCUUAUGCUGAGCUUUUACACCGGUGGCAACUGUUAGAUGCUCGUUGCAUGGUUCUCAAGUAUAUCUCUUCGCCAAGUGAGACUCACAAGGGCAUUGAGUUUGUAACGGAGUGUCCAAGUUGUAGACAGUCAAUUCGCGAUUCGUACUGCUCCACAUGCAAAGCUCUCCCUCUCCAAUGUGUUAUUUGUCACUUAUCUGUAAGAGGAUCCACCAACUUUUGUCUUGUUUGCGGCCAUGGAGGGCACACUAACCACUUACUGGACUGGUUCAAGAAGGAAGAAAUGUGUCCCACAGGUUGUGGCUGUGCCUGUCUGAAAGAAAGUGCGAAUGUGUUAGAGUGAAAUUACUGUAAGUCUGAUCAUUUUUUUAAAAUUUUUCACUGGUUCUCAAUCAAAUCUGGAACUACAUGCCGAAAUGUUUAGUUCCAUCUUGAAGACUGUAAACUUUUACAUUGUCAAUAGCAUUGCCGGAAGUUCGUUAGCCAGCAUUGUGGAAAAGAAUGUGUCAUUGUUAUUAUUCUCUUUGAUUUUUUCUGUAAAUUCCUUGUUUAGGCUUUCAAAGCGGCGAACAAGCUGUAGAAAUAUUAAGAAAUUCAAAAUUUAUGCUGUUCAGUGUUACUUCAAUGUUAGUCCAAGAAAAACUGUUACUUUUAAUGCUGCAAAAGCUUACCAGAAAUUUCAUUGCCGUGAAUUCAUUUUUAUUCAUGGUAGCUCAACAUUUGUGAUUAAGUGACCCUCAAUUUCGUCAGUAACAAAUUUCGAUUUAAACAAAAUUAUAGUGAUCUCUGUUUUCUGCAGUGAAUAUUCUCAAGGGGUAAAGCAGUUUCUGGGGAAACCGUCUAUUUUUCCCAAUCCUAAAUCUUUACUUUAAGAUUUACAAGAAUUUUCCAUGCAAAGAGUCAGUCCUCAAUUGUUUGUUUUCUAUUUGCUGCAGCCAGCAAAGAUUUCACCACAAAUCAGUCGCUAAACAACCCCUUUAGUUAAUUUUUUACUAAUUUAGUGAUCCUGUGAUCUGGCUGUGUAGGUAAAUUAAAUUUUAUUUUAGGUAAUUUUAUCAUUAUUAUUUUGGGAGAAGGCUGAGCUAUAAUUUUUACGUGUACCUUAGAAUUAAGAAUCUGGAAUGGAUGCUUGUCUAUUUGAUGAGAAAAAUAUUAGGAUGAUGGGUACAAUCGUAAGUCACCCAGAAACCCCUUCCAAGGGAGUGCAUACUUUGAUUGGUAAAUGAUCUCAAUAUCUAAUUGCUGAGUCAAACCAGAGUUAAUUUUAAACAACACCAGUAGUUAGUGUAGCAAUAAAAUGAAGCAAUAUGUAGGCAAAUUGUGUCAAAUCUUUUCAGUUCCUCAUUUCUAAUUUAAAGCAACAACUAAAACCAGCAUCUGCUUUUGUUUUCAAAGCUGUCUACAAAAAGUUUUGAGACAUCAACUUGAUCUUUUUUUUGAGAUGUAGCUCCAAAAAUCGAAUGUAUAUACUUUCAAGUACUUAAAAUAUGAUUUUAGAAAAUUCUGUAGCCAAAAUGUACAAAUUUUGUAGCGAAUAGUCUUCUUGUAUGCCCAAUGUUGCUUUUCCAUGUUAUGGGUGGUUUUACAUCCAUUCAACGAUCAUUUCAUCGCCUAUCUUGUGUCUCAAUUACAUGGAAAUGCCAAGAAAGUUAGCUGUAUGUUCUAUCGUUUAAGAGGUCUACAAAUGUGAUAAGUCCUAGCACCAUUAAGACCUGCUUCAUCAGUUUGGUAGGUAAGCCACAUGUUCUAGGGUAUGAAUAAUGGGGUGUAUCCUGACUAGAUUCAACAUGAGAGGCCGCUAGAGAUGUCCUUCGUAGCUUUAAUGUUGAAAGCUUUAUUGGACCAGAUCAGUAGGUCGUGUAUUGUGACUAUUUCUUCAAACAGUCCAUUGACAAGCAGCCAAGUUUGGAAUGGUUGGUCGUUCGAUUUUCUAAAAUCAACAACCUCUCAAGCAUAGUUUCUAAAUUUUUCCCAGGUUUGGGCAUAAGAUCGCAGUAGAAACAGAAUCAGAAAUAAAUUGAUUAAUUUAUUAGAUAUUUAAUUGGGCAACGUUUUUGCACAAAUUCUGAUAUACUGUGGAGAGAAAAAAUGCAGAAUUACCGAAAUAAAUUUUAAGAUAAUAAUUCAUUAAGGAAAAUAAAAAAUGAGAUCAACAAAAAUGAGCAAUCUCAAACAUUGAAAAAUUAGGGAAAGAAUGAAAUAUGAUGAGUUCGCAUUAAGUCAUAUAAAUACUAGAGUAUUGACUAAAAGAAAAACACAAAUAAAUACUUGAUAAAAAGUUAACAAAAGGUAACUCUAUUGACUUGCAUGAAAGACCAUACAAAAGAACUUUCUUACAUAAAAUAUGUAAUGCA
Messenger RNA from Bemisia tabaci, 5107 nucleotides. It is a transcript of the gene Wdr59, whose product is annotated as WD repeat domain 59. Gene Ontology annotation, cellular component: vacuolar membrane; Seh1-associated complex. Gene Ontology annotation, biological process: cellular response to amino acid starvation; positive regulation of TORC1 signaling. The record is from RefSeq and is a predicted model, not a curated record. Lineage: Eukaryota; Metazoa; Arthropoda; Insecta; Hemiptera; Aleyrodidae. Gene Ontology annotation, molecular function: signaling adaptor activity; protein binding.